AUGUCAGGACAGGUGUGUUUUGACGAGAACGGACAACCUUUUAUGGUUAUCCGUGAACAACAGAAGCAGAAGAGGUUGACGGGAGUGGAGGCUUUGAAGGUAAGGAGUUAUGAUGAAUAUUAUUUGGUGUUUAGACUCACAUUUUGGCGGCGAGACAAGUUUCCAACACGCUGAAGACAUCUUUGGGACCUUUAGGGUUAGAUAAGAUGUUGGUGAACCCAGAUGGAGAAGUUACCACGACAAACGAUGGAGCUACCAUUCUCAAGAGCAUGGAUGUGGAUCACCAUAUCGCCAAAUUGAUGGUCGAAUUGUCUCAAAGUCAAGACGAUGAAAGUGGAGAUGGUACCACUGGUGUUGUUGGUAUGUUUUCUUGCUUAGAUAAAACUUUAUGGAAAAUUUGGUUUUUAGUUUAAACUAAUUAUUACCUAAAUGCAAACGUCUAAGCUAUUUAUGUUUUCUAAUUUUAGUAUUGGCCGGAUCCUUGUUGGAACAAGCUAUGCCACUACUAGACAAGGGUAUUCAUCCUCUUCAAAUUGCUGAUGGUUAUGAUAUGGCUUGCCGAAGAGCUGUUGAAAGGUUGGAGGAAAUUUCUGAAACAUUCAAAGAAUACGAUUUUGAAAGUUUGGUGAAAGCUGCCUCGACUUCGCUCGGAUCUAAAAUGUAAGAUUUUGUAUUUUUAAUACAUUAUCGAGCUACUUUUAUUUAUAUUCACUGUGGUUUAUUCUUUGUUUUGUUGUAUUACUAUAGCUUUUACGAAUAUUAACUAAUAUUUACUUUUAGAGUGAAAAGUUGUCAACGCCAGCUAGCCGAGAUGGCUGUAAAGGCUGUGUUGGCGGUCGUUGAUAAAGAACGUAAGGAUGUCAACUUUGACUUGAUUAAGAUCGUCGAGAAACCCGGAGGCCGAUUGGAGGAUUCUCAAUUCUUCCAGGGAGUGCUGAUUGACAAGUCUUUUGCUCACCCCCAGAUGCCAAAAGAGUUGAAGGAUGUUAAGAUCGCCAUCUUAACCUGCCCAUUCGAGCCGCCAAAGCCAAAGACCAAGCAUAAGUUGGACAUUACCUCGCCUGAAGAGUUCAAGCAACUCCAAGACUUUGAACAGAAGACCUUCUUGAACAUGAUCGAAGAUGUCAAGAAGAGUGGAGCCGGCCUUGUCAUCUGCCAAUGGGGAUUUGAUGAUGAAGCUACUCAUCUUCUCUAUCAUAACGAGCUUCCAGCUGUCAGAUGGGUAGGAGGACCAGACAUAGAGCUGAUUGCCAUUGCCACUAAUGGCAGAAUUGUACCACGAUUUGCUGAAUUGACGGAACAGAAGCUUGGUACAGCUGGUAGAGUACGAGAACUCCAGUUUGGUACUGUCAACGACCAGUUCAUGGUUAUUGAAGAUUGUCCUAAUCAAAGAGCUGUCAGCAUUAUGCUACGAGGAGGCAACAAAAUGGUAAUUUUCAUUUAUUAUUUUUAUGAUUUUAGAUUUUGCAAAAACAUAUUUGGUAUGGAUUGUAUUCAUCAACGUUUAUGUUUUAGGUUAUUGAAGAAGCUCGUCGUUCUCUGCACGAUGCUCUUUGUGUUGUUAGGAAUCUGGUCCGCAACAACCGUGUUGUAUACGGUGGUGGUGCUCCUGAAAUCGCUUGUUCUAUUGCUGUUAAUGAAGUCGCCGAUAAGGUAUGUUGUUUUAGGCACAAAAUUUUAUUUUUUAAUUUGGCCCAACCAAUUUAUGACUAACUGUUUUCUGAAAAUGUUUUGAUUUCAGGUCUCUGGUCUCUCCCAAUACGCAUACAGAGCUUAUGCCGAUGCCUUGGAAGGAAUCCCAGCUGCUUUGGCUGAUAACUCGGGUCUGGCGGCCAUGGAGCACAUAACUUCAUUGAAGGCGAGACAAAUCAACGAGAAGAACCCACGAUUGGGCAUCGACUGUCUUCAGAAGGGCGAUUGUGACAUGAAAACACAAAACGUGAUCGAAUCGUACAAUGCCAAGAAAGAACAGAUUCAGCUGGCUACCCAGGUUGUGAGGAUGAUUCUGAAGAUUGACGACGUCCGUGUUCCCGACAACUCGGAGUAUUCAUAUCCUAUGUAA
This is a messenger RNA of Bursaphelenchus okinawaensis, 2062 nucleotides long. The record is from the annotation of a GenBank genome assembly. Lineage: Eukaryota; Metazoa; Nematoda; Chromadorea; Rhabditida; Aphelenchoididae.